GAAGCGGUCGGUCUUAUGUUCACACAGACUUCCGCCUGCUGACCUUAUACAGUGAACAGCCCAGGGACAGCGACAGUGACAGUGAAAUAGUCAAGCCCAACUAAAUGCAGUUCAAGCUCAGCGCUCGUUGAGUCAAAAUGUUGCUGCAAGUGUUGUGCGUGUUGCUCUUAGGCUUUGCUGCUGCCAGCAGCUUGGACACUGAAGUGCUGCGCUACGGUCAGGAGCUGGAUCAACUGCUGGACAAAACCAAGUCGCCUUGUCAAGACUUUUAUGGCUACGUUUGUGGCCGCAGCUUCAAUUACAAUCAGACGCUGCGACGUCAGCAGGAGCAGCAACGCUUUCAGCAACUGCUGCGCGCUUCCAAGUCCGAGCAGCUGCUGGAGUCGGAGCAGCAGCUGCUGAACUUUUACAAGUCCUGCGAUAGCAGUCGCGACGUGAAGGCGCUCAAAGGCUCGCCGCUGUACAGAAGCAGCGGCGGUUGGCCCGUGCUGCAGUCGAAUGCCAGUCAGCCCAACAAUUGGCUAAGCGUGCUGGCAGAAUUCCAUGCCAUUGGCGCGUUUUACUUCUUUGAAACCAAGAUAAGCAUACAGUCGAAUCAGCGCGUGGUGGUGCUGCAACCAGACACCACUAGGCGCCACACAAUGCGCAAGUUUGAGCAGCGUGUGGGCGAAGUGCUGCAACGCUUUGGCGUCGAGCAGAGUCGGGCGCAUGUUGCGGCGCUGGAGGUGCUUAGCCUGGAGCGCAGUCGUCGCGACAUAGUCAAAACGGAGUGGAUUGACGAUCAGGUGCAGUACAACUAUGCGAACUUUAGUGUGCGUGCCGACUGGAAUGCUUACUUCAAGAAGCUGAUGAACGGCAAGACGCUUCGGCCCACGGAUAAGAUUAUAGUGAAGCAGAUGCCACGCCUGAUGGACUAUAUACAGCUGCUGCAGAAUACGAGCACGCAACGACUGCUCAAUUGGCUGUGGACGGACUAUCUAAUGGACAUUGCCUUGAGCGACUGCCAGCAGCUGGUGGAGACUUUUGCCAGCGAUCUAUAUGCGCAUGUUUUGCCGCGUGUUAGCUCCGAUCGCGUGCAGUUAACGCAGCUGUAUGCCAGCAUAGGCCAGGCCUAUAAGCAGCAGCUAACGAGCAGCGUUUGGAUUGACGAAAUCUCAGCGCAAGCCUCGCAGCAUUUCUUGAGCCAGCUUAUGCAUGCCACGCUUAACGGCGAUGAGAACUUAAAUGCCGCAUAUCAGCCGCUGCAGCUGGGCCGACGCAGCUUCUAUCGCAAUCUGGAGAAGUUACGUAGCUUUCAGCACAAGCGACAGUCGACGCCAGCAGCAGCAACGCAGUCACUACAGCAGCGACAAUAUUCGCAAGCCUUUGAGGCCAUCAAUGGACUGCUGCCCAUGCUGCAGCUUGGCCAGAGCGCUCCACUCAACUAUAUGCUGCUAAGCGAGCGCUUUGCACGCAGCUUGUUGUCCGCGGGCAGCAGCAGUCGCACGCCUGGCGCCUGGCGCAGCAUGGACUCGGAACGUCAGUUUGCCGCCUUGCAAAACUGCAGCAGCAGCAAUUCUACGCUCAACACCAAUGAGUUGCUGCUGGGCAUGCUGUCGCAACGCUUGGCCUGGAGCUGCUAUAAGACUUGGCUGAGUCAACACUUGCCACGUUUGGUUGCAGGCCGGCCGCAGUUGACGCCACAGCGUCAUUACUUUGUCGGCAAUCUGCUGCUGGAGUGUCGCGAUGCGGUGGGUGCAGUGCAGCAGGAGCGCAAGCGACAGCUAACGCACGCCAUCUUGCGUAACACGCCCGAGUUCAGCGAAGCCUUCAGCUGUCGCAGCGGCGAUGCGCUUUACGCGCAGCAGCAGCGCUGCAAAUUGGGCGCUUAAUCUGGCCAGCAAUUGUUAACUGCAUAAUAAAUGUGCACGGACAGACUUGA
This is a messenger RNA of Drosophila busckii, 1921 nucleotides long. RefSeq names its product endothelin-converting enzyme 2 (gene Nepl11). Gene Ontology annotation, biological process: protein processing. Lineage: Eukaryota; Metazoa; Arthropoda; Insecta; Diptera; Drosophilidae. The transcript is spliced from 2 exons. Gene Ontology annotation, cellular component: plasma membrane. Gene Ontology annotation, molecular function: metalloendopeptidase activity. The coding region runs from base 138 to 1871 and encodes 577 amino acids. The record is from RefSeq and is a predicted model, not a curated record.